This is a messenger RNA of Cordyceps militaris CM01, 3006 nucleotides long. RefSeq names its product DNA ligase, putative. Bases 1 to 3006 code for a protein of 1001 amino acids. Gene Ontology annotation, biological process: double-strand break repair via nonhomologous end joining; nucleotide-excision repair, DNA gap filling; DNA recombination. The transcript has 2 exons. Gene Ontology annotation, cellular component: DNA ligase IV complex. Lineage: Eukaryota; Fungi; Ascomycota; Sordariomycetes; Hypocreales; Cordycipitaceae. The record is from RefSeq and is a predicted model, not a curated record. Gene Ontology annotation, molecular function: DNA binding; ATP binding; DNA ligase (ATP) activity.
AUGAGCGAAGCGGAAGCCAGAGCGAUCGAUGAUGAUGCCGAGCAUGAGGAGCAGAUCCAGUACGGCUCUGAGGAAGCCCGAAAGGAGCUUGACGAAAAAUAUCCCAACAGGCCGCAUAACUUUGCCAAAACACUGCUCUUUUCAGACUUGUACCGGAACCUCUUUAACCCGCUCAAUGAGAACAAGCGGCAGCCCACUGGCGGCGUCGCGCGCAAAAAGGGCCCCCGCGGGCAGACGCAGCUCUCGCCGCAGGAGCAGCGCCGCCACAUCAUCGACCGCUUCAUCACGCGCUGGCGCAAGGAGGUCGGCCCAGACUUUUACCCUGCGCUGCGCCUUAUCCUGCCCGACAAGGACCGCGACCGGGGCGUCUACGGCUUGAAGGAGAAUGCCAUAGGAAAGCUUCUCGUCAAGCUGAUGAAGAUUGACAAAAACUCCGAGGACGGCUACAACCUGCUGCACUGGAAGCUGCCGGGCCAGACCACGGCGGCGCGGCUCGCGGGCGACUUUGCCGGGCGCUGCUACGAGGCCAUCUCGAAGCGCCCGAUGCGCACCGAGCCCGGCACCAUGACCAUUGCCGAGGUGAAUGAGCAGCUGGACAAGCUGGCCGCGUCGGCCGGCGAGAGCGAGAAUGUGCGCGUCUUUGAAACGUUUUACAACCGCAUGAAUGCAGAGGAGUUGCUGUGGCUUAUCCGCAUCGUCCUGCGACAGAUGAAGGUCGGCGCGACGGAAAAGACGCUGCUGUACCUGUGGCACCCUGACGGGGAGUCACUGUUUAGCGUGUCGUCGAGCCUGCGCCGCGUGUGCUGGGAGCUAUACGACCCGGCGGUGCGGCUCGAGUCGGAGGGCGCGAGCCUCACGCUGAUGCAGUGCUUCCAGCCGCAGCUGGCGCAGUUUCAGACGCCAGCGUCGUUCAAGAAGAUGACUGAGCUGCUGCGGCCGACCCCUGACGACCCUGAGUUCUGGAUCGAGGAGAAACUCGACGGCGAGCGCAUGCAGAUGCACAUGAUGGAGGACCCCAGUACCCCAGGCGGCAAGCGAUUCUGCUUCUGGUCACGCAAGGCCAAGGAGUACACCUACCUCUAUGGUCACGGCUUCCACGACAGCAAUUCCAGCCUGACGCGCCACCUCCAGAGCGCCUUUGCAUCAGGCGUGCGCAACCUCAUCCUUGACGGCGAAAUGAUUACAUGGGACAUGAGCGUUGACAAGAUGGUCCCGUUUGGCACGCUCAAGACGGCCGCGCUGGCUGAGCAGCAGAACCGCUCAGGCUCCGACGCCUCGGGCCACCGCCCGCUGUUCCGUGUCUUUGAUAUCCUGUACCUCAACGACAAGCAGCUGACGCAGUAUACGCUGCGCGACCGCCACCACGCGCUAGAAAAGGCCGUCCAGCCCGUGCACCGCCGACUGGAGAUUCACAGCUACACGAGCGCCACAUCACCCGACGCCAUCGAGCCGCUGCUGCGCGACGUCGUGGCCAGCGCCUCCGAGGGCCUGGUGCUCAAGAAUCCGCGGUCCAUGUACCGCCUCAACAGCCGCAACGACGACUGGCUCAAGGUCAAGCCCGAAUACAUGUCCGAGUUUGGCGAGUCGCUCGACUGCCUCGUCAUUGGCGGCUACUACGGCUCCGGCAAGCGCGGUGGCACGCUGUCCAGCUACCUCUGCGGUCUGCGCGCCUCGCCCAACCAGGUUCAGGCUGGUGCCGACCCAGAAAAGUGCUUCAGCUUCUUCAAGGUCGGUGGCGGCUUCCGCGCUGAAGACUACGCCGAGAUUCGGCACCGCACCGAGGGCAAGUGGAUCGACUGGGACGCGCGCCACCCGCCCUCUCAGUUCAUUGAGCUCGGCGGCGGCGAGGCCAAGCAGCUGGAGCGGCCCGACGUGUGGAUCCGCCCCAAGGACUCCAUCGUCGUGUCGGUCAAGGCGGCGAGCGUUGGGCCUUCGGACUCGUUUGCGCGCGGCUACACGCUGCGUUUUCCGCGCUUCCGACGGCUGCGGCUGGAUCGCGCGUGGGAUAGCGCCCUCUCCGUGGACGAGUUUCAGAGCUUAAAGCAGCACGCCGAUGAAGAGUCCAAAGACAAGGCCAUGACGAUGGAGGACAAGAAGCGCGGGCGCAACCCGAAGCGUGUGAAGCGCGAGCUCGUCAUCGUCGGCGGCGAGAGCACCAAGGGCCCGCUGCCGCUGCAGACAACCCGGACAACGGGGCUGUUUGACGGCAUCGAGUUUUGUGUCCUAUCCGAGUCGCUCAAGCCGUUUAAGCGCACCAAGGCGGAGCUGGAAGUCAUCAUCAAGGAGAACGGCGGCACCGUCUCGCAGCGCGCGGCACCGGCGACGGCCAUGGUCCUCAUCGCGGACAAGAAGGUCGUCAAGGUCGCGAGCCUGAUGAAGCAGGGCGCCGUGGACAUAAUCCGGCCCCGGUGGAUCCAGGAUUGCUUGACGCAGCUGCAGGCCGACACGGAGGCGGGUGCGGGCCUCUUCUUGCUGCCGUACGAGGAGGUGCACCUGUUCCACGCGACGGACGCGCUCAAGCACGUGGCGGCGCAAAACACAGACCAGUACGGCGACAGCUACGCGCGGGACCUGCCUCUCGAGGAGCUGCGGGCGCUGAUGCGCGACAUGCCCAAGAUUGAGAGCGGGGAGGGGCCGUUCGACAAGCGCGGGUUUCUGGACGAGCUGGCGGACAGAGGGCGAGAUCUGUCGGCGCAGCUGCGGAGCAUGAUGUUUCAACGGUGCGUGGUGCAUGUUCAUCGUGCUUCGGCUGGUGAUGCGGGUGAGGAGGCGGAAGCGGAGAGGUUGGCGCGCUAUGUACGCUAUGGAGGCGGUGUCUGUGUGGAUGGCCUGGAAAGUGAGGGCCUCACGCAUGUGGUGCUUGCUCGAGAUAGUCAGGAUACUGCAGAGGAGCUGCGUCGGGAGCUGAGCACGAGGCCAAAGCUGCCCCGUCUGGUACGUGGCAGCUGGAUCGAGACUUGCUGGAAGGAGAGGUCGCUCGUCGAUGAAGAACAGUACAGUGUAUGA